This is a messenger RNA of Phytophthora sojae, 1686 nucleotides long. RefSeq lists its product as hypothetical. The transcript has a single exon. Lineage: Eukaryota; Oomycota; Peronosporomycetes; Peronosporales; Peronosporaceae. The record is from RefSeq and is a predicted model, not a curated record. Bases 1 to 1686 code for a protein of 561 amino acids.
AUGAAGCAAGUACAUGUGCGAGUGCACUGCUCCAAUGAAGAACCGGCACGGCGCUUGUCCCUCCAUGACCCGGAAGGAAGCACUGUCUUCGUGACUGUGCAGCGCAAGUUAAUCUUGGCGUGGUGCGUUGUCGGCUUGGUUCCACUCAUCCUUCAAGCGCGGAGCUUCCUGAAAUUCGUGACCCCACAUAAGAUCAUGGAUAGUCUCGUGGUGCCGGCAGACGCAGAGGCACAGACAGCAAACAUGACGGAGCUGUGUCCAGCGCUGGGUCUUCAGAUGUCCCAGGUGUGGUGGAAUAUCGAGACGACGCAUUAUCACGAGGUGGAGCAGGGGCGACUGUGCCACUUGGUUUCGCCACAGUUCAAUUCCCACGGCACCUACCUCAUUGGAUCCGAGAGAACGGAGGCGUAUUACUCCGUACCCGAGAGCUGCGCGAAUGACAGCUAUCCGUUGAGUAUGUACUUUUACCACGGUACAAUUGGAUUCUACUCAUUCUUCGAAGAGGUCGAAGGCACGUACUGCACCAAAGAUCAUACAAUGUACGGGCUUAUUGACCAACUCGGCACCUACGAUAUCAACGGCUCCCUACUCGCUAAGGACGCAGGAAGCCUCGCCAAAAGAUGGUCAGCUUGGUACGCUACCGUGGGGUUGGUGUGGAUUAUCUAUCGAUUCUGUGUCAUCCGCCGAAGCUUCAUCGCUUGUAUUCGCUAUGGCCGCAAGUGUGAUCAGUUGGGUGAAAAUCUUAAUCGAAGAGCGGUGAUGGUGUUUGUCCACGAGAAUUUGCGACUGUCGGCGCACGGAGCGGCGAAUUUCCAUCGAAUGGUUAUCCUGUAUCUGCUGAUUGAGGGGAUUAUGAGCGAUCUGUUUCUUCUCGUUGCCACUGAAGGGAUCUUUUCCUGGUUCCAGUACAUUUCGUUCGGGUACAACCUAUCGGGUGUGGUGUUGCUGUGCUUUGAGUUGAUUGAUAACAUGGGGCGGCUGCAGGAAAGCGCCCGGCUUGCCAUUAAGCGGCUAUUCUUCAGCUACGAGUCCGCCUUCGUCGGCGAGCUCCUGGGUGCCAUCGGCCAGCCUUACUUCCUCACAUCGCUCUGUCGCUCGGAUCUGAAGAAGACAGGAGCAACAGCCCGUGCUGUUUCUUACUACUUUUGGGGCUUAGUGGGUCACGCCAUCGUCGUCCUUACCAUCAUCGGCUUCAUCCUGCUCGUCCGAGCCCUCCGUGCUGUGUCAUUCAUGCGAUGGAAGUUUGGGCAUGUCCGCGCCAUUUUGAUGACGCCAUGCAGCGUCGACACAACUUUCGCCAUGCGCAACAAGAUGAUGAUGCUGAAUGGGUACUGCUGGGACAGCGGAAAACUGUGUUACAAGCCUGAGGCGCUUAAAGCAUUUGGAUUACUGAAAAUGGAGGAAGAGGACGGCUCGGAGUGCAUUGUCUUGCGCAAACUGAACUGGUUCAAAGUGCCGGCGGUCGAUUUGGUCGUAAUCGGGAGCGUGUCGGGGCAGCGCGUGGAGCCAUGCGAGGAACGGCCGUGUACUGGCGUGGUGAGCUUCUUCGAUCGCAGCUUAGGCGGCCCUCUAGACCAAAGCAUCAUGCGCUCCAUCCUUGUGAGACACAGGAGUUCGCUGUCGUUGAAGGGUCUCCAGAGCGUCACUAGAAGUAUACGUGAAGGUAGAGCAAGCUUCGCACGGUAA